GAAAUGUUCUUCCUUGUGUAGCCAGGGGCAGUGGCAAAGAUCUUUAUUCCUGGCCCUCAGGAGGCAAAGGCUGAGACCUCAGAGGGUAAAUUCCAAUAUUCGAAUUCCAGGCCUGCCCGGGCUCUAUCUAAAUCUGAAACAAACAAGAAGCUUAUGUGUACAAGAAGGAUAAUAAGCAAAUGUAUGGUAAAAUAAAUAAUAUGAAUUCUUCCUGCCUUAAAAAUCAUUUGUUGGGAAAUUAAAUACCACCGUCUUGUGAGUCAUAUUUUUCCUGGAUCUGAUGCUUCCAUGAUUACAGUGUAAAGACUGAAGGACAACUUAUUUCUGCUCAGGUUCUUGACCCCGGAGUAGGUGUCAACCUCUUUCUUAUGACCUGUAAGCAUUGAAUACAAGCUCCAUCAAUUCAGUUUAACAAGCUCUCUCCUCCAUAGGUCAGGAGAAAAAAAAAAGUAAAUAGUAUCUCCUCUCAGGGAGUAUAACUGGGUUUUCUAUAAGAAAGAUGUUCAGUGUUGCUCGUGUGUGUGUGUGUGUGUGUGUGUGUGUGUGUGUGUGUGUGUGUGUGGCGUGGGUGCAGUGGCAAUAUUGUGCGUUCCUUUCAAAAUGCACACGAUGCCUCGUGGUCUGUGGGUGGGGGAACCACCUAAGGUGUCCUUACAAGUUACUCAUCCCUUGUUCCUCCCCAGCAAGGAAAAACCCAGCAUGCUGAGGCUGGGGUGUGGGGGCUGGGGUGAUCAGUGAGCUGUGAGCAGAAACCUUGAUGUUAGAUCCUCAAUGGCAUGGAGGUACAUGACUGUAUUAUCAGUAUGCAUAGUGAAACAGCGUAUAAGUGACAGUCAUGGUCGAAUGGAGGACUAGUCCCACCCUGCACCCCACCCCCCAAAAUUACAGCAUACCCACAAAUUUGCCUGAUCUAACAAGGAAUGCAAAUUACAAUCUUUCCCACACGAAAACUAGCACUCUUGGGGCCAGAAAUUGAAGUGUGUGUGUGUGUGUGUGUGUGUGUAUGCAUGUGUAAUUUGUAGACAUUCUAGGCAUGUGUAAUUCAUUGAUUAACUAACAGGGAAUGCAACUUACAAUCUUUUUCACACAAAAAUUAGCAAUUUGGGGGCCAGAGGUUGAAGCGUGUGUGUGUGUGUGUGUGUGUGUGUGUGUGUGUGUGUGUGUGUACAUAUGAAAUUUGUAAACAUGGUAGACAUGUAUAAUUCAUUGACUAUUUCUUUUAUUUUGUUUUCCUAAGACAAAUGUUAUUCAAUGAUGUUUCUAGUUUAUUUUCUGCUAUAUCUUUGUCACUCUUAAACUAUCAGAGGAAUAGAUAAAGAUAUUAAAAGAUUCUUUACAAAUAUACCCAUGAGUGAUUUAGGGACAGUGAUGCUUCAUCUGAGAUGUGCAGGUAAUAUAAUAAAUUCAUAAAGAUUUAAUUUCAGACUCCUUAAGGAGACAUUCUCUGUGUUGUCAGAGAUUAAAUUAUGCCACCCCCACCCUCCCAAUUCUCAGUAGCAAACAGGUGAAGAAGGCUACUGGUUUGCCCCAGGGCUGUGGUAAAUCACAGGACUACAACCAGGUGGCUUUGGACCGAAGUCUUAAGUUCUCUCAGCAUCCGGAAAAGGAGGAAGCAGGCUUUUACCAUCGGGUUCUCAUCUGUGGCUUCAGAAACCCCUAGCAUGCUCAGUGUCUUCCAAAAGGCCUCCCUGGAAUCCGCUUAGGGCUUGAGCAGGGUGGGGGGGGUGGCGUGUAGAGGCGGGGAAUCAGUAUAAGCUGAGCCUCCCUGAAUUCCAAAUCAUCAAAUGUAAAAUACUGCCCAAUCUGGAACGUUCUGAGCACCAACGUGACACAAGUGGAAAAUUCCACUGAUGAGUGAUGGGAGUUUCAGAGCACUGGUGCCCUCGAGAGAUUUUACUGUGUGAACUUUAGGUUGUCUGGGUGACACGUGCAUGCAAACCAAAAGAAUUUCACUGUUAGACCUGAGUCCUAACUGCAACCUACCUCAUCAUACAUGUGCAAAGUAACUGGAAACUGGAAAAAAAAAAGUCGGAAGCACUCCUGGUCCCAAAUGUUUGGAAUAAAGGAUGCUCACUGUUUAUUGAUAGGAAGCUCUUAGGCAUGCUUAUUCCUGGGAUGUCAUGAAAGUCAUGAUGUACCUUAAGUUUCUUGUAGAAAGUCCUCCUUGGUCAGUAGGGAGUGAUAUAGUAAGGGCAAGGUCUUGCAUAUGGAAACCAAUAUAGACAGCUUUAAAAGGGAAGGGCUCAGUGGGGUGACCUUCCCUGUGGGCUACUGCCUGUCCCCAGCCAGUCAAGCCUAAAAAGUACCAAGGAAUGAACUUGAAACUUGCAAAAUCAACCAUCCUUCCUUACCUUCACUCCCUCCCUUCCUCCCCUCCCCUCCGUCCCUGGGAGGAGCUAGAAGUCUUUGCUAUACUCAAGGGAUGUUUGUCACAGUCCUUUUACCUUCAAGCUAUGAUCUGUGGCUGGACCCACUGGCUCUGUGGCUUGCCUCUGAAUACCAAACAAAUGAUGAAAGAAGUGACUUUUUUUUUUUGUCACCAGCCAAAGGAGGGGCCUGAAGCAUGACCCUUGCCUUUGGCAGAAACACUAACAGCUCCCUAGCAUCCUGGUGCUCAGGCCCACAUAACAUCUCAGUGGAAAGGAGAACAGAGCAGAGGAUGAAGGGGAAGUGGUGGGAAUCCUGAGCUGGUAAUACCCGUGGUGACAGCAGAGCCGUCUGCCAAGCAGAGAACACUGGUGAGCCUUUGGGCACUAAUUGCCAAACAUGUUUGUACUAGAAUGGGGUUCAGAAACUCAGACAGAGCCCUGCCUUGUGUUCAACCUCGUGUGGGAAAGGUUGAUUUAUCCUGAGCUGAAAUUCAGGCAUCUGUGUGUCAGGAAACGUUCUCAGGUGGCUCCCUAAGCCCCUCCGCUACAAUCUCCAAAAUGUGGAGGACAGAGGACACCCAGGACUUCAGCUCUUUCAGAGGGAGUCAGACAGUUUUCUUCUGAGCAUCUCUGCCCUGUGAACAUGAAGAAGGGCUUUGGGCCAAAAGUUCCCGCAGGGAAGUUAACAGAGGUGGAAAGUUGAAAUAACCUGAAAGGCACCCAAGCUGAGAAACUGCCCUUUCUCCUUGCUGCCACAAAUAGCUUUGUGAGGCAGUCAAUAGAGAAAGGCUCAAGGCUAGCAGCUGUGUGGGAUGCUUCUGUGCACUGGGCAGCGGGAAAGGAAGAUCUCUUUUUUACCCCCCCCCCCAAUCCAUCUUUCUCCAUUCCCUCCCCUUUCCCUAUUCCAUCCCUCCUCUCCUCUCCCUAUACCCAGACCUAGUCCAAGGUGAAGAAAUGCAGAUCGUUCUGUAAGCCUGACUGACACAGAUCAACUAGAUCAGUGUGCUACAGGGAAAAACUGACUAUGUUAUAAAGGCAAUACCCUUCAGCAAGUAACAACUUCCUCCUCUUCCUCUUCCUCCUCUUCCUCCUGCUCGUCCUCCUCCUUCUCCUCCUCCUUCUUUCUCCUUCUCCGUAUCUUCUUCUUCCUCCUCCUUUCUCCUCCUCCUUCUCUUCCUCCUCCUCGUCUCUUCUCCUCCUCUUCUCCCUCCUUGUCUCUUCUCCUCCUCUUCCUCCCCCUCUUCCUCCUCCUCCACUUCCUCUUAUUCUUCUAAGAAAGCAAAAGAUUCUUUCUCUUCACAUUUUGGAAAGUUGGUCUCAUUGGCUUCUUGCUUUUGAUGUUCAACUCUCUGUGCCAAUGCCGCUCUGAGCUCAAUCUUCGAGGCUCUUCUGAUCCAGGCUGGCAACCUCCUAAAAUUAAAUGUCACUUCAAGUUCAGCUAAAAUAUACAACUCAAAAAAAAAAAAAGUCUAUGAAUGGAAGUAGGGAAGAGAGGAUCAACAAACCAAGAUGUAGCAUUCAUGCCAUGAAAAAGACUUUAAGAUGCCCCCCAACAGGCUCUUCCCCGGGUUAACACUUUACAGUACACAAGAAGACUUUGAUAUAUUCCUGGUGGGCCAUUGUUUCCCAUUUCCUCUCUGGAGGUUUUGACUAACUGAAUCCUUGCAAAUCAUCUUCAACAAAACGACUUGUGUCUCAUAGGCAGUGUAUGAGUUAGCUUAAAAUUCUGAUGAAAGAAAUGAAAAUAAUGUUGUGUUCUUUUAAAUUUUUUUAAUUUUAAGAGAACGUGUGUGUGUGUGUGUGUGUGUGUGUGUGUGUGUGUGUGUGUGCGCGCGUGUGCGCGCGCGCUCGAGUGCACAUGUCACAGCUUGCUCCUCUGGAGGUCGGACAACAGCACGGAAGACUUGGAUCUUUACUUUCCCUUUUAUAUGGAUUCCAGGGAUUGACCCUGGGUGUCCAGGCUUGAGUGGCAAAUGCUUUUACCCAGCAAGCUGUCUCAAUGGCUUCCUUUUCCUCCCACUCUAUUAACAUUCUUUAUUCCCUCAGGUGGGAAACCCUCAACUAUAUAAUACAUUAUUUUUCUCAUCUUGGAGCUGAAAAAUGAGGGUCUUACAAAGGAGAAAGGGGGGGGGUUCAUGUCAGACCCACCAUGAGCUGUGUUUAGAUGCAGUUGUUAGCAGGCGUAGGGUUGCUUGGAAGGGACCAGCUACCACCCCAGAAGGCUGGGGAUUUACUCUGCUGCUGUUACCUUGGGUUUCUGCCUUCUUUCUCUCAAGGCUCUGGCAGAUGUUUCAGUGCAUGGGAAAGGGAUGCCCGCAGCUGGUCGGUGAUGGUUACUGGUUGUAAUGGAGACCUUUCGUUUUUUCAGAUCUCUGUUCUGUUCAGAUCAGACAUUUGUAUAUCGUUUUUGUCUGUGUAGCCCUGGCUGGCCUGGAUUUGAUCACGGCUCUCUCCCCACUUCCCCCCAAACUUCUGCAUCUAUCUACCACCCAUACACAGACAUUUCAUUUGUUGCUGUCAAUCUCCCUGCAUGUUUUGCCAGCACUGGGGCUUCCCUGUCAGCGUUCUCUGUUAUAUUCUUGGGAAGUUACAUAGUGACAGUUCCUUUAGGUGAGUCCUAAUUGGGACUUCAAAAUAUACAAACAGUUCAAACACAGGCAAUUGAUUCACCGAGCUCCUUCUAUCCUGACAAAGUUAAGCCAAAGGGAAUGAGAGGGGUGUGUGUAGGAACAGCUGUGAUGGAUUAAAGCAAGUGUGUUCCACAUGCCGUAUUGCUCAUCGAUGGGCGACCUGUCUUCCUGUACAUGGAGCAGCAGUGCCCAAGGGCUGCCCUACUUAGCUCCUAUGCGGCCUUCCUUCAUGUACAUGUGUUAUGUAUUAGGUCAUCUCCCCUUCCCUCUCCCAUGUGGAUACUGACCGGAACGGUUUUGGAGAGGUGGCUCUUCAUCACUCCACACUGCACUGCUAUGUCAUGCCUCUGGGGCUGUGUCCUAGACUCUUGGGAUGGAAUUCUAAUAGAGAUGGGCAGUAAUGCCGACUGGCUUACUUUGGGGCAUUGUGGAUGGACAGACAUCUCUAUGCUCUCAUCCAUGGCAGCCCUUUUCCUUCCAAACCAGCAGGCUGAGAAGCCAAGAGGAAGGCUGUGACAAGAGGGAGGGGGCAUCCAGAAAAGGAUUCAAGAGUCCCACCCCUUGCCCCGCUCCCUGGAGCAGUGCCCAGACAGGAGAGGAAAUAAUACUUGCUCCUUUUAUGGAAUUUGUUAGAAAGCCCCUAAGCCCUGCAUCCCUUCUGUUCAACCUUUUCUCUUCCCCAGCUUCCCAUCCUUUGGCUGGAUCACUACGAUGUCAUGCGGGUUUCACCCGUUUUCUAAUAGCUACGACCUCUGGUUCAAAAUUCCAAACUUUGCUAAAAUACAAUGAUAUGCAGCGGGAGAUGGUGCCUUCCAGAUUCCUGAAAUGCAUCACUCAGUUGUAAAAGAAUUUUAAAAACCCUCAAGACGCAUUUUCUGUCCCACAUUCGUGUGACGCUUGAGCUUUCUGAAUGGUUGCAAAUCACCGUGACUAACACUCAUCCCUCUCAUUUGUUUGGCUGGUUUUAAGCCAUCAGGACAGGGGACAGUCAUCCAAUCCUUAUUGAUGCCUGACCCCCACUGUCAUGCCCGACAUCUCAUUCCCCAAGCCCAAGUCUGGAGAGCUCCGGGCCUUUCUUCCUUGGAAGGAGCUGGUGAGUGAACAGCUUGGAAGAAGUUUUCCAAGAACCCUGCCAGUUUCCGCAGAAGAGGCUGGGAAAUGCAAUGGAGUGGGUUGGGGGCAUUCAUUUUGGAGCCUAGAACAUCAUGGGGGACAGAAGGGGGAGUGGAAGAAGAGUAGGAGAUAUUGUUGGGAAGGGAGCUUGCUCCAGCGACAUUCCUGGAAGCCGAAGAUGUUGAAGUAGUUGUCAAGUCAUACAGGCCUUAUGCAGGCAACCACAGCUGCUCUGAAUCCAUGAGCAUAGCAGUCCUGCUGGGUCUAGAAGACACAGUUUCACUCUGGUCCUUCCCCAACUGCUGGCUUUUACCAUUGCUUUGCUCCAUCUUCCACAGUGGUCCCUGAACCUUAGGGGUACAGCUCAUUUAUGGCAGAGCACUCUACAAUUACCUGUCUUCUGCAGUUUGACCAGUUGUGAGUUUCUCAGUUAUCUACCGUCCACUCUACAAAGAAACUUAGCUAUUGAGGUCAGAGGGCUGCGCUGAUCUGUGGGUCCAGAGAGAUGAAUUUAGAAGUUGGUUUGAUGCUAUGUCCAUUUAAUAACAGAAGUAGGUUGACCCUCAGGUCCCUGUGAGCUUCCUAGCCAGAUUUUCAGUACCAGGCCUAAUUUUUCUCCCAGGGAGUAGGCCUUAAAUCCAAUCAGAUAAUAGCCGAUCACUGUCAUGACAUUUGUGCCCUCUUGGAUCCAUCGGCACACCUUGCUAUUCCAGUCAUUAUUAAACGUCACAUGAUUUGCCUCUGGGUAAGACUACAGAGAACUUUCCCCAGGUGCCUUUGUCGUAUCUUCUGGUACUAUGAUUGUUAUAGCUAUCAGGGAGAACGCUUUCUGGUCAGUAACAACUGAUUUCUCAAAGUCUUGUGACCAAUGAGUGUGGUGUUUUCAGUAACAGGUUCUUGCCAUCAAGUUCUGGUAGGCAACCAAGAGCUGUGGUGAGAGCCUGCACUGUUUGGGGGUGGGAUCUCAGGGACACCUCUGACCAAUGCUUUGAGGGUAAGUACCCCACACCUGACUCUUGCUUUUUGUUUGACAACCCAUGACUUCUUGGGGAGACAUAAUUCCUUUUGUAGGAUAACUCCAGUAGAACUAAUUCUCCCUCCUUCUUCCCCUCCUUCUCCCCCCCCCCCAUGUCUUUCUGUGUCUGUCUCUCUUUGUGUGCAGAGCUUAUAAGAUGGUUUCCAUAUGGGGUUUUCAAAAAUCCAUAGCAUAGCUCCUUUCCUAAGCCUCUCCUCUAUUCUGCCCAUCUAUCCUCACUUAACCCUCCCACAUCCCCUCUCCCUCCCUUCUGUCCCUUUCAUAUCUAUAGAUUGUUUUUGACUAGCCCCUGAUAUGAUUCUCUUAACUACAACUUACUCUUCACUAAAGUUUGUUUGUUUGCUUUAUAUAAAAGCUUAAUGGCUAGGGGUAUAGCUCAGGGAUAAGAAUGGUUGACUAGUUCAGAGUGGUUGACUAGUUCGAUCCCCAGCAUUAAAGCAAAGGAAUUAAAAUAAAUGAAAAGCAGUAAAAGCCCCUGAUAUGAUUCUCUUAACUACAACUUACUCUUCACUAAAGUUUGUUUGUUUGCUUUAUAUAAAAGCUUAAAGGCUAGGGGUAUAGCUCAGGGAUAAGAAUGGUUGACUAGUUCAGAGUGGUUGACUAGUUCGAUCCCCAGCAUUAAAGCAAAGGAAUUAAAAUAAAUGAAAAGCAGUUUAAGAUUGGGUAGAGAAUGGAGGUGAGCUUGCUGGUUCACAGCACUUUACAGUUCUUUACUUAUUCCCUGGGUUGGAAGCUGUGGCCCCAGCACAGCACUGCAAUGGAGAGAGGGCUGAGUAUCUGCACUUUUACAAGUCAGAUCCCUCUCAGUUCUCCACAGUUGAGCUAGUAGUCUGAGCUAGUAGUCCUCAGACCUUACUAUGCAAAAGCUGUUGUGUUGUGUACACAGACUCAUGUUUGCAAUGUUUAUAGGGAAACUGAGGGUGUUUCAAAGUGAACUUGGACGAUAAUUGACUUUUUCAAAACUUUAGAGCCUAACUGCCUUUCUCUUCCCUCCUCUCCCCUUCCCUUCCCCUCCCUCUUUUCUUCUUUCCUCCAUUUCCCCUUUUCUCCUCUCUUUCUUCCUCCUUCCCCUCCCUUCUUUCUCUUCUCCCCUCUCCUUCCUCCAUUUCCCACUUCCUUCCCUCCCUCCUUCAUUUUCUCCCUCCCCUCCCUCCUCCUUCAUCUCCCUUGUUCUCUUCCCUGUUUCCUUACCCUCUCCAUCCAUUCUUUCCUAACUAUCUCUCCUUUCUUCUGCCCUGUUCUUCCAUCUGUCCAUCUUCCUUUCCUUCCUGGUUUUUUUCCUUUUCCUUUUGGUAGAUUAGUUCUGAAUUUUCAAUAAGCAGAUGAAGUAAUGAGUGUCCUGGUGGCAUGUUCAUAUGGACUCUCUGGUCCCCCUACACCUUCCCUCCCCCGUUUCCUUUCCCCUCCCGCUUGCACCUUCUGCCCCCAGUAUUCUCUGUUUUCAUUUUCAUGUCGUGUCUAUUUGGUUACCCCCACGCCCCUUCCUGAAAGCAUCUUCUUUGCUCUCAUGGGCCUCUUUCAAGUUCCAUGACCUCCGCCCAUGCUCAUGCCUACAUAAUGGGCUAUAUGUGAAUACUAGAAGCUAGGGAACACCUAUGAGAAAGAAUAUGUGAUAUUUGCCUUUUUUAGGCCUGGGUGACCUUGUUUAACAUGAUAUUUCCCAGUUCCAUACAUUUUUCUAUAAGUUCCAUAUUUCUUUAUGACUGAAUAAAAUUUCACUGUGUACAUGAACUCUUCUUGCCCAUUCAUCUGUUGGCAGACAACUAGGCUGAUUUUAUUUCCUUAUUAUUACAAAUAGAAGAACAGCAAACAUGAACUGUAAGUAUCUCUGAAAAGAUGUAGGGCCCUUUGGGUGUCGGCGCAGUAGUGGCAUAGCAGGGUCACACAGUAGGUUCUAGUUGUAGUUUUUUGAGAAACGUCCACACCGAUUUCCAUAAUGCAAUUGUUUAUGCUCCCACCACCAUAUGCCAGAAUUUUUAUUGUUUUUAUUUUGUGGCAGGUCUCACUAUGUAGCCCUUGUCAGCCUGGAACUUCACAAAUACAACAGGCUGGCCUUGAAUUUGUGGUUUUCCUGCUUCUGCCUCUCAUGUGCUAAGAUUACAGGCAUUGCCACCACCUGGCUUCCUAUGGUGUGUGUGUGUGUGUGUGUGUGUGUGUGUGUUGCCUGCACUUGUAAAGUAAUGGGGUCUACUUAUAUUCAAUAAGAAAAUUGCUAGUGUGCUAACUAUAUAUCUCUCUUUAUAAAAAUAACUAAAGUAGCCUUUGAUCUGCCUGAACUUGGUCCUCUAGGCUCCUAUUCAGUUUUCCAUCUUUAGUUUUUUACUUUGAGCUGGGAAAGAGCCCCUGCCAAAAGACAGCCAGGUUCUCUCUGAGCCCAGCCCAGCCAGCCAUCUGUAAAGAAGAAAGAAGCUUGUUUGUCUUAAAAGGCAGCCCAAGAGACCGUUACAAUAGCGAUUGUCAGAGCAGAAACACUUGGCAUUGGUUGAAAGUGUUUGAAACAAGAUUUGCCUAAAAAAGAUCUUCGGUGCUUGCUUGCAACUUCUUUAUGUUGUGUAUCUGUUUGUAUGUGCAUGAGUAUUCAAUGUGCCUGUUGGUGUGUGUGAGAGUGUGGGCAAGUGUGGAGCUUCCUGAAGCCAGCCUACAGUCUGAGUCUUCACCUCCCACAUUGUUUGAGACUGGGUCUAUCUUGUUUGCUACUGUGUAUACCAGGCUAGCCAGCCAACGGGCUUCUGAGAAUCCUCCAGCCUCUGCCUCCCAUCUCAGUGUGGGAGUGCAGGGACUGCAGAUGCACACUACCAUGGGAGUACAAGCAGAUGUACAUGACUCUGGGCUCGCAGGGACUGCAGUUGCUCACUGCUGCAUCUGGCUCAUGUGUAAGAUUGCAGCAUCCUGGAACAGAAUGAAAGGAUCUGUGUUGAAACAGCUACAGUAGGGUUACAGUAGACCCUGAGAAAAACAGAGUGGACUUCAGCCUGCACGGAUGAGCUUGAAGCAGGAAUGGUUUGGGGUUCAGGCCUCUUACACUGAAUUUCUCUACUGCCACCCUUUCUACUCAAGCAACAUCUUCAGGAAAAGAUCUCCCGGGAAGGAAGUGGCUGCUUGUGGCUUUGCACUGUGAUGAAGGCAAAUGGUACAGUUUUCCAAAGAAAAUAGACCAAAACUUUCUUCUUGAGAAGAAACAAACCUGCUGUUGGCAGAGGGUAUUUCUAACCUCUCUGCGAAAGAAAGAAAGACACCACCAGAACCUGGGCAUCCCAGCUGCUGAGGGAAGUUUCCAUGGUGAAGUCUCAGGGAGGCUUCCUGGGAGCAGAGCAUAGUGAAUGCUAAUCCGGAGCUGCCACUGCCAGCCUAAAGAACCCACGGGGAGAUGAUUCCCCAUGAAGGGCCUGGAUCCCCUACAGAAAUCCAAUGUGACUCUCUGUUUAUCAGACUAAAACCAGAGCCGGCCAGCCAGUGAAACAGCCACCGUGGAGGGGGGACGGCGAAAAAUGAAAUCCAACCAAGAGCGGAGCAACGAAUGCCUGCCUCCCAAGAAACGUGAGAUCCCCGCCACCAGCCGGCCCUCGGAGGAGAAGGCCACUGCUCUGCCCAGCGACAACCACUGCGUGGAGGGUGUGGCCUGGCUCCCCAGCACCCCUGGCAUCCGCGGCCAUGGGGGUGGGCGGCACGGGUCAGCAGGGACUUCCGGGGAGCAUGGUUUACAAGGAAUGGGUUUACAUAAAGCACUGUCCGCAGGGCUGGAUUACUCCCCACCCAGUGCCCCCAGGUCAGUCCCCACAGCCAACACGCUGCCCACCGUGUACCCUCCUCCUCAGUCAGGGACCCCGGUGUCUCCUGUGCAGUACGCCCACCUUUCGCAUACCUUCCAGUUCAUUGGGUCCUCCCAAUACAGUGGGCCUUACGCGGGCUUUAUCCCUUCCCAGCUGAUCUCCCCAUCAGGCAACCCGGUCACCAGUGCAGUAGCCUCAGCUGCAGGGGCCACCACUCCAUCACAGCGCUCCCAGCUGGAGGCUUAUUCCACCCUGCUGGCCAACAUGGGCAGUCUGAGCCAGGCACCAGGACAUAAGGUUGAGCCCCCUCCGCAGCAGCACCUCAGCAGGGCUGCAGGAUUAGUCAACCCGGGGUCCCCUCCUCCACCCACCCAGCAGAACCAGUACAUCCAUAUUUCCAGCUCUCCACAGAGCUCCGGGCGGGCGACAUCUCCCCCACCCAUCCCGGUCCACCUCCAUCCCCAUCAGACGAUGAUCCCGCACACACUCACCCUGGGGCCUUCAUCCCAGGUGGUUGUGCAAUAUAGUGAUGCCGGAGGCCACUUUGUUCCUCGAGAGUCCACCAAAAAAGCCGAGAGCAGCAGGUUGCAGCAGGCUAUGCAAGCCAAGGAAGUCCUGAAUGGGGAGAUGGAGAAAAGCCGGAGGUAUGGGGCAUCAUCUUCUGUGGAGCUGAGCCUAGGCAAGGCAAGCAGUAAGUCAGUGCCUCAUCCCUAUGAGUCCAGGCAUGUGGUGGUCCACCCAAGCCCAGCAGACUACAGCAGUCGUGAUACCUCCGGGGUCCGUGGAUCUGUGAUGGUUCUGCCUAAUAGCAGCACACCCUCAGCCGACCUGGAGGCCCAGCAGACCACGCAUCGAGAGGCCUCCCCAUCCACCCUCAAUGACAAGAGCGGCCUGCACCUAGGGAAGCCGGGCCACAGGUCUUAUGCGCUGUCCCCCCACACGGUCAUUCAGACCACACACAGUGCAUCAGAGCCUCUCCCGGUGGGCCUACCAGCCACGGCCUUCUACGCUGGCACUCAACCUCCUGUCAUCGGCUACCUGAGCGGCCAGCAGCAAGCAAUCACCUAUGCUGGUGGUCUGCCGCAGCACCUGGUGAUCCCAGGUAACCAGCCCCUGCUCAUCCCGGUGGGCAGCCCUGACAUGGACACGCCUGGGGCAGCCUCGGCCAUCGUGACGUCAUCACCCCAGUUUGCUGCAGUACCUCACACGUUUGUCACCACCGCCCUGCCCAAGAGCGAGAACUUCAACCCAGAGGCUCUGGUCACCCAGGCUGCCUACCCAGCCAUGGUGCAGGCCCAGAUCCACCUGCCGGUGGUGCAGUCCGUGGCGUCCCCCACCACGGCGUCUCCCACGCUGCCGCCAUAUUUCAUGAAAGGCUCCAUCAUCCAGCUGGCCAACGGGGAGCUGAAGAAGGUGGAGGACCUGAAGACGGAGGAUUUCAUCCAGAGUGCAGAGAUUAGCAAUGACCUCAAGAUCGACUCCAGUACUGUGGAGAGAAUCGAGGAGAGCCACAGCCCCGGGGUGGCCGUGAUACAGUUUGCUGUUGGUGAACACCGAGCCCAGGUCAGUGUCGAAGUCUUGGUAGAGUAUCCUUUUUUUGUAUUUGGACAGGGCUGGUCAUCCUGCUGUCCUGAGCGGACCAGCCAGCUCUUUGAUCUGCCGUGUUCCAAACUCUCUGUUGGGGACGUCUGCAUCUCGCUCACCCUCAAGAACCUGAAGAAUGGCUCUGUUAAAAAGGGCCAGCCUGUGGACCCUGCCAGCGUCCUGCUGAAGCAGGCAAAGACCGACAGCCUGGCUGGCAGCAGACACAGAUACGCGGAGCAGGAAAACGGAAUCAACCAGGGAAGCGCCCAGGUGCUCUCUGAGAAUGGCGAACUGAAGUUUCCAGAAAAAAUAGGAUUGCCUGCAGCACCCUUCCUCAGCAAAAUAGAACCGAGCAAACCCACAGCCACGAGGAAGAGGAGGUGGUCGGCGCCGGAGACCCGUAAACUGGAGAAGUCGGAGGACGAGCCACCUUUGACUCUUCCCAAGCCUUCGCUCAUUCCUCAGGAGGUUAAGAUCUGCAUCGAAGGCCGAUCUAACGUGGGCAAGUAGAGACCUUGCGGGCAGCGGAGGCCCGGGGCCUCCUUUUACUGUCUGUAUCCAGAUUACUGUACUGUAGGCUAAGUAACACAGUAUUUACAUGUUACAUCCUCUUUAGGUUUGUAUUCUAACCUUGUCAUUAGAGUCAAACAGGUGUGUCGCAGGAGACUGGUGCGUUUGCAUUGUCUGCAAGGGUCUGUUGAGGAGCUGGUGGGUGGAGGAUGGUCAGAACCAUGUCCAUGGAGCUCCCGGGCAUCCUUAGUGGCCCUGAAUGUGGCUUCAUCAGCCCCUGCCUUCUCCGGCAGUGUGCAGAGUCGAGGGGCAUCAGUUCCCACUGGUUUCAAGAACAAACACAGUGGGAAGUAUCCUGCAAGGGAGUGUCUGGGUGCGUGUCCCUUGUGAAGGAGUGCGAGUGAGGGUGUCUCUUUCUCUGCCUCUGUCUCCCUCACUUGCUCCCUCUCAGUGUGGGGUUGGGGGACCUGGGUUUCCCACCUGCAAAGUCAUCAGGGAACCCAGCUUCCAGGCAUUGUAGGGAGACAUCAGACAGGCAGAUGGGAAACUAGUUUCAAAGAACGUGGUUCUCUCCAACAUAUUUUACAAUAAAAAGCAACUUUUAAUCAUAGAUAUAUAGAUAUAUAUAUAUAUUUCCCCCCAUGGGGCCUGACUGCACUGAGGUUUUUUUGUUUUAUUUUGUUUUGUUGGGUUUUUGUUUUUGUUCUUUUUUUUUUUUUUUUUUUUUUUUUUUUUAAGAGCAGCUGCCACUUGCAGGAUUUCAUUUCUGCUUUACCCGGUCCAGUCCAGUGACAUCAUCAGUCGUCAUGGUGGGCAGGGAAAGUCCUUGCUCAGGUCACUCCUGGUCAGGCAGGUAGCAGUGGGGCGGGAGGGACGGAGGGAGCACCCACACUGGUUUCUGUGCAGUGUUAGGAAAAGCAAUCAGGUUACUUGCGUUGGCUUCCAAGAAGGAAAAUGCAAGCCCCGCUUCCCGCGAGAGCCAGCUUCUCCCAGCUGUGCCGGCAGCAUCUUUUCUGUAUUUUAGGUCUAGUACUGUUCAUGACUAUGGACAACUCGGGUGCCGCUUUUUUUUUUUCUUUCUUUCUUUUUUCCUCAAUCCCAGUGUGACAUGAGGAGUUAGAUCUGGAAGAUGCUCCUCUGUUACUUUAUCUCGCAAACAGCUAAAAAUGCUGUGCAGGCUUCUUAACCAAGCAUCUUGGUCUGUCAUUCAACAAGUACUGUAUCUCACUUUCGACUCUUUUUGGGAAAAGAAAAGGAAAAAAAAAAUGACAAACCUAAGUUGCUUUUGUUUUUGUUUUUGUUUUUUCUUCUCAACACUGUAACUACACUUCAGCUCUGCUCACAAGCCAGCAAUCGAAAACUCCAAUCUGGUUUAAAAGGAUGAAUGUGAAGUACGAACUAGCCCGUGACAAUAUAUGACUACCGAGUACUACCUGACGGCAGGCACUUGUCACUUUGAUGUUGGAGAAAGAGUUAAAGGCAUAUGCAGAGUUGGCAGAGAAACCGAGACAAGACACAGAGGAAAAGACACUCGGUUGUGUCCAGUGUUUUUAGGACGAACUUCUAAAGAACUUUGCGAUUUGCACAUCUUGAGUUUAUAAUUUGUGUGAUAUUCCUGCAGUUUUUAUCUAAUAACAUUGUGGGAAAGGUUUGGGAGGGUUACAAGAGCAUAAAUAAAUGUAGCAAAAUUACUUUCUAACCUGCCUAGACCCUAGGCCCUUCUUAGAAGGUUCUGUCCCCUUUGAGACUUCAUUUUGUCAUCUACCACAUCUGUCACCAGAAGCCAGGUCUGAGGGUCUUCUUCAGCGCCAUUGAGAGUUUCCCAUAUAGACAUUUUAUAUAUGUGAGCAAGUAUUUUCAUUUCUGGAAAAAAAAGUGUUAAAUUUUUUUUUAAAAGAAACUUAUGUUUCUAUUUGAAAUCCAACUAGGAUCUAAUGUUUGGUACAAAACUCCAGAAAUGGUAUUUUCAUAAAGUCACAAGUUUUCAUUCCCAGAGGUCAAAAUAUCAUUUGUGGGUUCUGAGUGGGUCUUAAAGUACUUUAACCCUAGUUUUAUAAAUGGGGAGAAGUUUUUAAACAUUCUUUCUUGGCUACAACCUAAGUAAGUACUUAUUUGACGUUUCUUUUUAGCAAUUUAAAAAGAAAAGAUUUCUUCCAUUUCUCAAAAUAGAAAAAAAAAAAAACCAAAAAGACCCUCCCCUGGCAACCCACAUACAUGUUGGCUAUCCAGUCUCCAUUCACAGUGGCUUUUGUUGGGACUAAUGAUCUUUUUCCAGACCAUUUUCUGGGAUGUACCAAACACCUUUGAGUAGGUCCGGAAUAGCUGGCCUCUCCCUAAACUUCAUCGCCCUCUCCGCCCGCUGGCAGAGCUGGGUGAGCCCGUUCUUGCAAUCAGACGCUUAUUUAGUGCUGUGAUCCUUUUGUUUUAUUUUAUUUUUUUUAAUCUUUCUGUUCAGAGACCUUGCUUGAUCUUCCCUAUAUCUGCUCAGGGCACUGGCACUUACUAGGUUUUCGGUUUUGUUUUGUUUUGUUUUGUUUUAACCUCCAAUGGUGAGAGGACUAGGAGGUUGCCACGGAGGCGCUGUGUGCCAGUUAUCUACAACAGCCCCUGUGAGCUCAGAAAACACACACACACACACACACACACACACACAAACACACACUCUGCUCUCUGGCUAACUCCGAGGAGUGAACUGACUGCAUCCACUAAGCUGACACUAAAACAGGUAAAAACACACAUGGCUCAGAGCAAUAGGAAUAUCAUAACUUGUGGUUCUAUUUCAGGUAUAGGAAUUAUACAAAUCAUUGAUUCUUCCGAAGCAUCCGUCCCAUCUCAUUCUCUGGCUCCCUUAGCAUGUGCAAUACUUUGUGUGCCAAUAGUGUGCUAUCUAGUUAAAGUUCAUUCCCUUUUGGCCUUUUCCUUGUUCGGUGGGCUGACCUUUCUUCCCCUCGCUGGCCAGAGAAAGGCUGGAGGAGUGAGCCAGGAGAGGCGAGCCCCUUCCAUUUCUCCUUAACACCGAUGGAUGCAGAGUGCUAGGGUAGGCAGCCUAUGGGAGCCUGUGUGUGUCUGUCACCAGGACACAGUGAGAGCCAGCCAAGGAGACCUGAGGGAAGCACUUUGAAGGUCCGUCACCACACUCUGCAAAGGCCCCUCGCUCUGUAGUGAAGCUGGAAUGGAGCCAGGAGGCGGAGUGGCUCCUAGGACGAACUCUGGAGCGGAAUGGUCUUCAGUCAACUCAUUUUCAGUCUCUUCUGUGUCCUUGAGACUUUGAUCCCUGCCUUUGACACAAGCAACUUAUUGCAUAUGUGUGUGUUCUGAGCAUGCCCACCAGUGGCUUUGGAGGGCAACCUGGCAACCACAGUCACCAUUCCCUUGGGACAGCUUUCUCUUCAAACAGGAAGAACACACAGAGGCAGGAGCCACCUCUUAUUUGCAGACAUUGGUGGGGUCCUCCAGGCUCCCGGAGCACCUUUGGUCAACUGUGUAGGGAGCACGGUAAUAGCAGUGCCCUCAUCGGACAAGGAUCAGCCACGCGCCUCUGUACCUGUCCUCUUUGCAAUAUUUACCAACAGCCGACUUUUCCUUCUUCUCUUUCCUGCUUUCCAUUUUAAAACAAAGUAACAGCAGGCCUUUUUUGUGUUUACAACGGAACACAAUCACCAAGAAAUUAGUCAGGGCAAAAAGAAAACAUAGUAAUAUUACUCAUAAGAAAUCAGCAAACAAGAACCUCUUUCUAGGGAUUUCUAAAUACACAACAACGUGACUGUUCCUUAGACUGUUUAACUUUAGAAUUAUUUCAGUUUGUCUGGGCCACCUUGGGGGUCAGUGGGAUGGGGUAGGGACUGGGGUGGGGGAAGGCCAGGGAUACCACUUACCUCAAAUCUUUUUAAAAGUGGAAAUCCAAAUUGCAUUUGGGGGAGGGUGGGGAGGGGGGACUUGCAGGAUAAUCGUCUAUGUUGGUCACAUUUUGCUUUUCUCGAUUCAUCCAACUCAGUUUGGGAUGGCCUGAUGUUUGUGGUGGUGGCAACAGAACGUCCUUAACUCUGAACCCCAACCUUGUAUGUUUUCUGUUAGGUGAGCUUGUUGGGUUCCUCCCCACCCCCUUACCCCAUAAGGAAGUGGCAGCGUCCUUUCUCCCUUGCAAGGAACCCUGCAGAACCUUCCACACCUCUUACUCAGGGAUGGGGCUGGUGUGUGUGUGUGGAACACAGAUGUGUUCAGCAACAGCACUUUGGACUGCUCUGGAGUAGGGUUGUACAAUUUCAAGGAAUGUUUGGAUCUCCCCGCACAGUGUGGAUUGCUCCUUAGCUACUGCACAGAUUGCAAUAUAAUGCUGCACGUUCAAGACGAGCAGUAGCUCCUCAUAAUCAGAAGAAAAAAAAUAUAUCCACUCUUUGCACAUAGUUUGAUCUUUACUGAAAUAUGUUGCCAAAAUCUGUUUUUGUUCUAGCUUUGUAUCUUUUCAUUUCUUUCUUUCUCUCUCUCUCUCUUUUUUCUUUUAAGGAAACAAUUGAUAAUACCUUGUAACAUCUGUGACUACUAAGGAAACCUAUUUUGUAGAUGCUUUUGAAGACACUAACACCUAUUUCAGACACGGGUGAGGAGGCAGAGCUCUUGGGAUAGAAAGCCAGACUUUGUAAGUUGAGUUGGCAUGGCAACUGUUUCCUGAGCCACAAGACCCUCAACCAACUGGUCUGCUCUCUCUCUCGAGAGCCCUUCGCUCCUCAUUUCCCAGUCACCCCCUUUGACUCCAGGGGAAUACAGGGCCUCCAGUCUCCGGGUCCUAUCCAGUUUCUUUAGUGGUUGAGAUGAACGGCAAGAGAAUCAUAUUUUGUUGUUUUAAAAGUGGAGCAAAGGCCUUUGCAUCCACAGUUGUGUUUUGAUGCCAGGAUUUCCGAAAUAGAAAAUUUAAGGAAAAAUCGAGUAAUAACUAUAGAGAAUUUACUUUUCUUUUAAUAAAGCACAUGCGUAUGACCUGUUGAGUUGGGUUGGUUUUCUCCCUGUCCAUGAACAGUGUUGUAUUUCUGUUCCUAAGGCAACUCGAAACAGUUUGCACACCUCUACUCUGGAGCUGGGAUUUCUUUCAUAGAUGACCUCGCUUCAAAUGUUACCUUACUGAUAGGCUUUUUCUUGUAGCGCUAUACCUUGUGGGAAGUUUUUUUGUUUUGUUUUGUUUUUUUCUUUAAAGUACACCCAAUUUGAGCAGCUGGGGGGUGGGGGAGGGAGGGUUGAGACACUCACUUUGGGGGUGGGUGGGUUACAGAUAAUUUUUUUUUAAAAAAAUUGCACAAAAGAAAAAUGAAUGUUGAAAUGAUUCAUUCAGUGUUUGAAAGAGACAGAUCUGUUGAAACUAUGAGUUUCAUAUUUUGUGUGUAAAAAAAACAAAAAAACAAAACAAAAAAAACAAAACA
Mus musculus (house mouse) is the source of this 18423-nucleotide messenger RNA. RefSeq names its product ataxin 1 (gene Atxn1). Gene Ontology annotation, biological process: regulation of DNA-templated transcription; nuclear export; negative regulation of DNA-templated transcription. NCBI's taxonomy places the organism in Eukaryota, Metazoa, Chordata, Mammalia, Rodentia, Muridae. Gene Ontology annotation, molecular function: poly(G) binding; RNA binding; poly(U) RNA binding. The record is from RefSeq and is a predicted model, not a curated record. The transcript has 7 exons. Gene Ontology annotation, cellular component: cytosol; nucleus; nuclear inclusion body. The coding region runs from base 10637 to 13012 and encodes 791 amino acids.